Pocillopora meandrina is the source of this 2009-nucleotide messenger RNA. NCBI's taxonomy places the organism in Eukaryota, Metazoa, Cnidaria, Anthozoa, Scleractinia, Pocilloporidae. The record is from the annotation of a GenBank genome assembly.
AUUGAUUUGGUCCGCGUUUUCUUAGAAAAUACCAAAUUUCGUGGAAGAAAAAAUAAAACAUGUUAGGACCUAUACUUAACGCGAUGACGGAAAAAGCACGGAAAUUGCCUUUCAUUUUGGGAAAGUUGAAGAUGGUGCAUAGUAUCUCCUAGUAGAUUUUUACAUCCAAUUUACGUCCAUAAUGGCGAGUGCCAGUGGGAAAACGAGUUUAUCACAUUCCCUUCUCAGCUCUCAGAUUGAAGAAAAAUUUUCGGCGAAUCAACAAACACAGAAAAUUUACGACCAGAAAGAUACAUGGCGGCAGGAAAUGGAACUUAUCAUCCAAGAGCUGUACCCCAGCUGUUGCCUUGUGAUGUGUGGUUCGUCUGCGAACGGAUUUGGAACCAUCGAUAGCGACAUUGAUUUGACUCUAAUGCUGGGCAUCGAAGGCAGAACUGCCGUCACCAGUGAAACGUAUACGCUCAGGAGAAUCGAAUCGCUUUUCAGUCGCAAGCCUCGCCGCUUUGAAACAGAGGUAUCAGUGUUUGUUAUUCCAAUUGAUAAUUUAAUUUGGUAUCUCUUUUAGCUUGAGUUAAUUACCACGCAUAAAUAUCCGCAUCGCCUGUUUGUUUUUUAUAUAUCACGUUCUGGUAUAAUCCAGAAAUACUCGUUCAUGGAGGCUGUUUGGAUCGAACGAUAUUUGGGCGGAAGAUUGAAAGAUCUCCUGGUGAUCCAAUUAGAAAAAAGAAGCAGUCUGAACCAGCUGCCCCUGUUAGUAUAUAGUAAACAAAAUGCAAUAUACAAUUUUUGCCUUGGUAGGGGGGGAAGAGAAGGUAAAAGUGCGUUGAAAGAACGAGAAAGUGUAAUUCUGCAUAAUUGAACAUGGCACAUCUAUAAAACGGCCAUAGAACUAAGGCGUAGUUAACAGAGAGUAAUUGUAACUACUUUCAGGUUGUUUCAAAUGCCAAAGUCCCCAUAGUUAUCCUCAAGGAUAAAGAGAACUCGUUUGAAACGGACAUCACUUUGGAGAAUUCGAGCAGCUUGACGAACGCCUUCCUAUUAAAAUGCUACUCUGAGUGUGACUUAAGAGUGAAGCCGUUGACAAUUGUGAUCAAACUAUGGGCGAAAAGGGCUCAAAUUAUCGGAGCCAAGUUUAAGAGGCUUCCAGGUAAUGUAUCUAGAAGCAUUUAACAUUGUUGAAGGUCGGAAGAGAAGGAUGAGAAGACUGUAAGCGAAGGGGGUAUUGUGUUGUAUCUUGGAGUAAUUCAAACUAUACUCUAACACUACCCGCGACUCCUGACAAGAACUUGAAUUAACCUUUAUCGCGAAAACUUGGAGACUUUUUAAUUUUUGUUUGUUUUUUAUAAGGACAGUAGUUGGGACUUAUAACCUGAUUGAUACAAGUUUAUUAGCAUUGGGGGCCUAUGUGUGAGGAGACAUGUGGACUCAGUUAAGAUCUCUCGUAUAAACCUGUGACGCUUCUGGGAUUCCCCCGCUUCGAAUGUGUAGUUAUGCUUACUGCAUGUAACUGUGAUGCUUUAAUAAAUUUAGCUGCUUGCCACUUUCCAUCAUGUCUAGGUUUUGCUAUCGUUCUCAUGGUCAUCCACUUCCUACAAGCUGGUUGUUCUCCCCCAGUCCUGCCUGUACUGCAUAAAGACUUCCCAGAACUUAUCAAAGACACGUCAAAAAACGAAGUAAUUUACCAACUAACCGAUGAAAUUCCACUUCAAAUCCAGACGUACAAGUCAAAAAACGAGGAAAGUCUUGGAGAAUUGUUAAUCGCGUUUUUCCGGUAUUAUUCUGCUUUCCAGUGGGCAGAAACCAUUUCUGUUCGUACGGGAAACACGGAACCCACCAAAAUGCAUUCUAAGGUUUGGCGGGGACCUAAAAUCAGAAUUGAGGAUCCCACGGACGGAGGAAAUGUAACCAGAGCCGUGUUUGACGAGUAUGAAGCCAGGCGCAUUAAACAGUCUUUCAAGACUGCGUCAAACAAUUUGAAUAGGAAUUCGUCUUUGGAAAGUAUUCUUUGA